GUAAGUCCUGCCCACAUUCUUACUGAGAGGGCUGGGAGAGAAGGACAGCGAGAGAGAGAGAGAGGAAGGACAGCGGGAGAGAGGAAGAGAGAGAAAGGAGAGUGGAGAGGGGGAGGGAGUCUCUGUUCCAGCUGCGCUCACGGAGGAAGCGGAAAAGACGACUAUCUUCAAGUUUCGACCGCCUGGGGCUGAGGAGCAAACACACACACACACACACACACACACACACACUGUGUCUGCCUCUCCGAUCGACAGCCGACGUCUCUCCGUCGUCCGUGCCACUCCCCAGAGCGAGAAAGACAGAGAGGGGAGAACACAAGGAGUGACAGAGAGACGCUCAGAAGAGGGAGAGAGAAACAAAGGGAGCGACGCUGGGAAAGGAAGAGAAAGAGAGAGACGCUGAAAGAAAGAGGAAGAGAGAGAAAGAGAGACCCUGAGAGAGAGACUGAAGAAGAGAGAAAGACUGUUGGGGGAGUGCUGUUGGGACCGAGCAGCGAGUGUGUGUUUGUGUUUGUGUGUGUGUGUGUGUGUGUUUGUGUGUGUGUGUGUGUGUGUGUGUUUGUGUGUGUGUGUGUGUGUGUGUACAGGAUGGCCCCCCAGGCUGACAUGCCAGGCGGAAACGACAUUCUGGGACGCGUGAGGAGUGUGGGAGGGGUGCUGCGUGUACUCCAGCUGUUGGUCGGUGCCGGGGUCUGGGUAACCAUCGCAGCCAACCGGUACGAGGGCGCCAUCCAUUUUGCCCUGCUGAUCUCCGUGCUCUUCUGGCUCCUGACGUUGGCAUCGUUCGCGAUAACCGUGCUGGACAAGCAAGACCUGGUGCCGCUGAUCGGUGGGCAGCGCUGGUCGCUAAGCAACCUGGUGCACGACGUCGUGGCGACGGCGCUGUACGCGCCGGUCAUCGGGAUCAUGGCCUACAAGAUGCAGAAGAACGCCUACUGCAACCUGGAGCAGUACAAGCAUGCCUGCUUCUACAAGGUCUACCUCACCGCCACCGUGUUCGCCGGCCUCACAACGCUCGCGUACCUCCUCUCCGCCACAUACCGGGUCGUGCAGAAGUGCCGUGGACAAACACCCCCCGCCUGAGCACUGGGUGGGGGGCAUGGGGGUCGGCUUUUAACUCUUACACUUACAGGAUCAAGACUGAAGAAUGCGAGAAUGAGAGGGGAAGAGAGGGAGGGGUGAGGAGGGAGGGAUGGGGCUUCUGUGGACUGGAGUAGAGGAAGAGAGGGAGGGAUGGGGCUUUUGUAGACUGGAGGAGAGGAAGAUAGGAGGAGAAGAAGAGAGGGAAGGCUUUUCUGUUGUGUCUAAGGUCUGUCUCAGGCUGCAGGUUUUACAUUUCUGCUAUUUCUCUAAUUUAAUGUCCAAUGUGGGAUUCAGCACGGUACAACAGAGUUUAUACUUGUGUGUGUGUGUGUGUGUGUGUGUGUGUGUGUGUGUGUGUGUGUGUGUGUGUGUGUGUGUGUGUGUGUGUGUGUGCACGUGUGUGUGCGUGUGUGUUUUCUCUAAUGUUUGUGUAUGGAGCAAUCACACUUUAAUAAACUUACUGCUACAGAACACCAAACAAA
Clupea harengus (Atlantic herring) is the source of this 1565-nucleotide messenger RNA. It is a transcript of the gene marveld1, whose product is annotated as MARVEL domain containing 1. Gene Ontology annotation, biological process: myelination. Lineage: Eukaryota; Metazoa; Chordata; Actinopteri; Clupeiformes; Clupeidae. The record is from RefSeq and is a predicted model, not a curated record. Gene Ontology annotation, molecular function: structural constituent of myelin sheath. The coding region runs from base 589 to 1083 and encodes 164 amino acids. The transcript is spliced from 2 exons. Gene Ontology annotation, cellular component: membrane.